Molecule: messenger RNA, 1081 nt
Organism: Adelges cooleyi (spruce gall adelgid)
Lineage: Eukaryota; Metazoa; Arthropoda; Insecta; Hemiptera; Adelgidae
Exons: 6
Coding region: 137-1081 (314 amino acids)
Biological process (GO): trehalose biosynthetic process
Molecular function (GO): trehalose-phosphatase activity
Source: RefSeq, a predicted model, not a curated record
GACUGAUUUAAAUUAGACGCAAGUGUAUUUCAUUAUUAAAUCUAAGUAAUAAAUUAAUUUAAUCUACAAGCUGCUACUUCAACAUUGUUGCUUCACUACAAACGAGUUAGAUGGAUGGACAGCCCUAUUGAAAGGAAUGAGCACUUUUUUUACUAAUGACGGAGACAAUGUGUUACCAAUAUUUGACGAUUACUUAUCCAAGUACAUUGGAAACUCAAACAAGCUUGCGAUAUUAAUGGACUAUGACGGAACAUUAACUUCAAUCGCUGGACGUCCCGAAUUGGCUACGUUACCCGUCCAGACUAAAAGAGUUUUGGAAAGAUUGUCGAAAAUGUCAAACGUGUACAUAGCAAUCAUUUCGGGAAGAAACGUAAACAAUGUCAAAGACAUGGUCGGUAUUGAGGGAAUCACUUAUGCUGGUAACCAUGGUCUUGAAAUUCACUUUCCCGAUGGUAGCGAAUUUAAUUAUCCAGUUCCCAAAGAAUAUGAAGAAAAAGUCUCCAAACUGUCGAAAUCUCUCCAAGAUCAGGUUUGUAAAGAUGGUGCUUGGGUGGAAAACAAAGGCCCUACGUUGACGUUCCAUUAUCGUGAAGUACCCUUAGACCUUCAUACUGAACUGGUGUCCAAAGCUCAGUUUUUCAUUGAAAGAGCUGGGUUCAAAGCGAAUCAAGCUCUUUGUGCUGUUGAAGCGAAACCUCCUGUAAAAUGGAACAAAGGGCAUGCAUCUUUGUACAUUUUAAGUAAAACCUUCGGUCUGGAUUGGAGUGAUCACGUCCGCACAAUUUACGCCGGAGACGACAAGACGGACGAGGACGCCAUGCUGGCGUUGAAAGGCAGGGCCGCUACAUUCCGCGUAACUCAGUCUAAUACGGUUAAAACCUAUGCUGAACGCCGUUUGCCGACCACCGAUGCCGUGUUGUCCAUGCUGAAAUGGGUGGAAAGACAUUUCGGCAAACGAUUGUCGCGAGAAGACAGUGUUGAAAACUUUAGUAAUAAUUUACAGCCACAAUCAGGUGAAAUACAAAUAGAACACGACAUACCUGAAAAGAAAUUGUCACUAAAUAACACUAUUUAUCCAUGA